AUGUUAUCGGAUACCGAUAAAAAUUGGCUUCAUCGAUCAGAUCUUCAAAUUUCUUUUCGCGUUAUUGCGGUUGAUAUUAAUACAAGUACUUUUAAACAAAUAAUCUUUGUUACCACAAGAGUAAUUAAAUCAUUUAUGGCUACUAGAAAACAAAAGACACUAUUUAGCAUAGGUGUCUACUAUAUUCUAUUUGUAGAAAUUUUAACAUUAUUAGUAUUAAGAUGUCCAGCACAUCAAGAACAUUUCGAUAAGGAGAAACAAUUCUUUGCAGACCUUGCAGCUUCGAUUCACAGUCAAAUUGAACAAUUGGCACAAGGUACACAUGCCAAGCAACAACACGAACAACAACAACAAGAAACUAUCCCAACCAUCUCAUUCCCACCCAACAACAACCAACUCACACAAGAAGACUAUGGCGACGGGCCGGCCGGGGCGAGUAGACUUCCCCUCAGUGUAGGGGGAGGAGGGGAGAGUAGCAUUACUCCUCUCGCAGAGAUGAUACCACCAAUGCACCCAAAACUUGAUAGUUUGGUAAAGGGUAUCUUUGGAGAGGGAGUUCCUCUCAACUUUACGUUUGACUUUGAAAACUCGACAGUCAGCGUUCCACUAUCAAUGGUUGCUCAAAACCUAAACAUCUCUGAUGUACAUAUGUACUCGCCAAUGACAAACUUCCCCUUGGAGUUUGUAUCACACAAUAUGACAUACAACAUUUCAAUCUCUGCAGCUUCCAUCCCAAUGGGCAUUGAAUUGCAUCCCGAAAACUCAACCAUCCCGCUUACACUCAGUAUCGACGGCAACAACAACAUCCCAGUGACGUUGAACGUCCAAAAACUCGAGUCUCCUCUACUCAACUAUGUCGCCUUUGGUAUCAUGGGUGGUCUCAAUGUAUUGGCACUCCUCAUGAUUGUCAUUCAACAGUUUUCAAUCAGCAAGCUUCGUAGACGUGUCGACGCAAUCGAUGUGUGCAACGAAGUGGCAAGUGGAAAACGUGUCAGGGUUGGUAACGCCUGGCACCGUUCUAUCAAUGGUGAAUCUGGUCGAUCACACCAUGAAAUAGAUCCACUCUUGUCACAUAGAAAUAUCGUAAAUGAAGACGACUCUUCUUCAUCCUCCUCCUCCUCCUCCCCAACAAAAUCACUUUCAAAUCAUUGUACAAUGUGUACUACAUGUGGUCAAGUCAAUGGAAAGACACCAUUCUGUUUUAAUUGUGGUACUAAAUUAUCGUCACCAUCUUUGGAUGAUUCAUCAAUUAAUAUGGCUGGUAUUAGAUCAUAA
Messenger RNA from Cavenderia fasciculata, 1275 nucleotides. RefSeq lists its product as uncharacterized. NCBI's taxonomy places the organism in Eukaryota, Evosea, Eumycetozoa, Acytosteliales, Cavenderiaceae. Bases 1 to 1275 code for a protein of 424 amino acids. The transcript has 4 exons. The record is from RefSeq and is a predicted model, not a curated record.